AUGUCGACCUCGUCACCCCCUUCGUCGAUCCUCAUCAUCGGUUCAGGCGUCUUUGGCCUGUCCACAGCCCUCGCCUUGGCCCUUCGUCCAGCCUACGCCAAGACGGAGAUCACCGUUCUCGACCGCUCCCCCGAACAAGGCGUCUUUCCUUCGCACGACGCCUCGAGCAUCGACUCUUCGCGCAUCAUCCGCCCCGACUACGCAGACCCCGCCUACUCGGCUCUCGCCGCCGCCGCCCAUCACCACUGGCGCCACAGCCCCCUCGGCGAAGAUGGCCGCUACACAGAGUCGGGCAUGGCUCUCAUUGCCGACGCGCCACCAGCUCACGUCAAGACGCGCACGCAGAUGGACUAUGUCCGCGACAGCUACGCCAACGUCAAGCGCCUCGCCCAGAGGAAGGAGUGCGGCAUCGACGCCGCCAGGCUCAGCGAGCUGCCGAGCAGGCGCGCCAUUGCCGAGCUCGUGGGCCUCAACCCGGCCGACGCCAACGCCGACACCGAUGCCGACACGACGCCCGGCGACUGGGGCUACCUCAACGGCAACUCGGGCUGGGCCGACGCCGGCCGCAGCAUGCAGUGGUUGCUCGCCCGCGUGCAGGCGACGGGCCGCGUGCGCUUCGUCCACGGCACGGCCACGGCGCUCCUACGCACCGGCGACCGCGUCACGGGGGCGCGCCUCGCCGACACGAGCACGCUGCUCGCGGCCCUCGUCAUCGUCGCGACGGGCGCCUGGACCGGCGCCCUCGUCGACCUCGCCGGCCAGGCCGUCGCCACGGGCCAGGUGCUCGCCUACCUCGACGUCGCGCCCGCCGAGGCCGCCGCGCUGCGCCACCUCCCCAUCGUGCUGAACCUCUCGACCGGCCUCUUCGUCAUCCCGCCCGCCGGCGGCCAGCUCAAGGUCGCGCGCCACGGCUACGGCUACGUCAACCCGCGCCCGCCCCCCGCCGCCGCCCUGCCGACGCGGCCCGGCGCCCGCCUCGCCCCCACGACCUCGCUCCCCUACACCGCCGUCGACGACCCGGCCCUGCGCAUCCCCGCCGAGGCCGAGGCCGACCUGCGCCGCGUGCUGCGCGCCACCGUCCCCCUCGCGCAGCUGCACGACCGCCCCUUUGCCGCCUCGCGCAUCUGCUGGUACACCGACACGCCGACGGGCGAUUUCCUCGUCGACUACCAUCCCGGCUGGCGGGGCCUGUUUCUCGCGACGGCGGGCAGCGGCCACGGCUUCAAGUUCCUGCCCAUCAUCGGCGACCACAUUGUCGAUUGCGUCGAGGGCCGCCGGCCUGAGGCGUUUGACGACAAGUGGCGGUGGCGGGGCGUCGAGAGGAGGGACGACGACGUGGAGCAGGUGUACGAGCACAUUGUCACAGAGGAUGGGAGUCGGGGCGGCAAGUUGGGGCUCGUGCUGGCCGAGGAGCUGGCUAAGAGCCACCGCGCGAAGAUGUAG
Verticillium nonalfalfae is the source of this 1443-nucleotide messenger RNA. RefSeq lists its product as uncharacterized. Gene Ontology annotation, molecular function: L-pipecolate oxidase activity; flavin adenine dinucleotide binding; sarcosine oxidase activity. Bases 1 to 1443 code for a protein of 480 amino acids. The record is from RefSeq and is a predicted model, not a curated record. The transcript has a single exon. Lineage: Eukaryota; Fungi; Ascomycota; Sordariomycetes; Glomerellales; Plectosphaerellaceae.